Molecule: messenger RNA, 2431 nt
Organism: Rhizophagus irregularis DAOM 181602=DAOM 197198
Lineage: Eukaryota; Fungi; Glomeromycota; Glomeromycetes; Glomerales; Glomeraceae
Molecular function (GO): glutamine synthetase activity
Source: RefSeq, a predicted model, not a curated record
AUAUAUAUACGAUAUAUUUAUACGAUGAAUAAAUUUACUCCCCCAAAUCCUACAUUAAAUUUUUACAUAAUUUUUUUUUAAAAAAAAAAAAAAAAUUACCCGUAAAUCAUGUCUCAAGAAGCUCGAAUAAAUCGUAUCAUUGAUGGUUAUAAUAGACCAAACCGUGUUGUGGAAUUUCCUAAAAAAAAUGGAACACCACUUUAUACUUCUGAAUUCUUUGGUGAAAAUGUUUUCUCAUUAAAAACUAUGGCAAAAUGUUUGCCAAAACCUGUUUAUCAACAAUUCAUUAAACAGAUGCGUGGUGGUCAAGUUAUGGAUAAGAAUACUACUGAUUCGGUUGCUCAUGCCGCAAGAAUUUGGGCAAUGGAUAGAGGUGCAACUCAUUUUACUCAUUGGUUUCAACCUCAAACAGGAAGUACAGCAGAAAAACAGGAUUCUUUCUUAACAAUAAAUAAUAAUUUUGAUUCAAAUGGUGAAAUUUAUCAAUUGGAUACAUUCUCAGGAUCUCAACUUCUUCAAUCUGAACCAGAUGCAUCAUCUUUCCCAUCUGGUGGUAUGCGUUCCACUUUUGAAGCACGUGGUUAUACAGUUUGGGAUACCACGAGCCCCAUGUUUAUUCAACCUGGUCCUCAUGGUACAUCCAUUCUUUAUAUACCUUCUAUAUUUAUUUCAUAUAAUGGUGAAGCAUUAGAUGAGAAAACUGUUUUAUUGAGAUCUUCUGAAGCUCUAUCAAAAGCUGCUGUUGAAUUAUUGAAAUUGAUCAACCCUAAUCCAACUGAUGAGAACCCCCAUGUUACACACGUUUAUACUACAUUAGGUGUCGAACAGGAAUUUUUUCUUAUAGAUCGUGGACUUUAUUCUUUACGUUCAGAUUUAAAAAUUACUGGUAGAACUCUUGUUGGUAGACUUCCUCCAAAACAUCAACAAAUGGAAGAUCAUUAUUUUGGAAGAAUGCCUACACGAGUUUUAUCAGCUAUAAGUGAAGCCGAACUUGAAUUAAUCAAAUUGGGAGUCCCUGUUAAAACGAGACAUAAUGAAGUUGCACCAUCUCAAUUUGAAAUGGCCCCAAUUUUUGAAGAUGCAACGAUCGCUGUUGAUCAUAACCUUUUAACUAUGGAUGUGCUUCAUAAAGUUGCUCAUAAUCAUAAACUUAAAGUACUUUAUCAUGAAAAACCGUUUAAAGGUAUUAAUGGUUCAGGAAAACAUUGUAAUUGGUCACUUUCUACGAAUCAUGGUGAAAACCUUUUGGACCCUACUUCAACACCUGAAACAAAUUAUCGGUUUCUUUUAUUCUUGGUUGCUAUUCUUAAUGCUGUUCAUAUUCAUGCCGGUCUUUUAAGAGCUGGUAUCGCAUCAGCUUCUAAUGAUCAUCGUUUGGGUGCUAAUGAAGCACCUCCUGGUAUCGUUUCUGCUUUCUUGGGUGAACAUUUAACAGAAAUUCUUAAUGCAAUUGAAGAAACUCGUGCAAUUAAAAGUUCAGAACCUCAUUUUGAAAGUAUUAAAGUUGGUGGUACUGUAUUAGAUAUGAAAAUUUCAACACUUCCAGAAAUUUUACGUGAUUUAACUGAUAGAAAUCGUACUUCACCUUUUGCUUUUACUGGUAACAAAUUUGAAUUUCGUGCUGUUGGAUCCAAACAAUCAACUUCAUUCCCAGUUACAUUAUUAAAUUCUGCUGUCGCUUCUUCAAUUCAAGAAGUGACAGAAGCUCUUUUAAAACAAAAGGGUGAUAAACCUACUCUUACUGAUGAGGAUAAAAUAUUUGUAAUAAGGAAAUAUAUUAUCAAAACUAAAAAUAUUCGUUUUGAAGGUGAUAAUUAUUCAGAAGCUUGGGUUAAAGAAGCUGAAACUCGUGGUUUACCUAAUAUUAAGAAAUCUCCUGAAGCUUUUACAAAAUUAUUAGAUCCUGUUAAUUCUGAUAUGCUUAUAAAGAAUGGAAUAUUUACUAAAUCAGAACUUCAUUCUCGUCAUCAUAUUUUACUUGAAAAAUAUACAAAAGAUAUACUUAUUGAAGCAAGAACUCUUGAAGCUAUAGUUAAAACUCAAAUACUUCCAAUUGCUUAUGAAUUUCGUAAAUCAUUAGCUGAAGGAAUUAAAUCAAUAGAAAGUGUUUGUAGUAAAGAACAUUCAGUUCCUGAAAGAAAUAUAAUUGAAAUUACAACACCAAUUGUAAUUGAUUUACAAAAAUAUAUUGAUUCAAUUACAACUAUGAUUAAAGAAGUUGGUAAAAUUGAUGACCCAUAUAAACAAGCUGAAUAUACCGAAAAGAAUUUAUUACCCAUUAUGGAAGAAAUUAGAAUAAAAGUUGAUAAUUUGGAAGAAUUGAUUUCUGAUAAACUUUGGCCAUUACCAAAAUAUAAUGAAUUAUUAUUUUAUUAAUUUUAAUAACUGAUAAUAAUAUAGUUUAUGGUUAAUUCUUUAUAUAUAAUUUAUG